Striga hermonthica is the source of this 1089-nucleotide messenger RNA. Lineage: Eukaryota; Viridiplantae; Streptophyta; Magnoliopsida; Lamiales; Orobanchaceae. The record is from the annotation of a GenBank genome assembly.
AUGCCUUUCAUGGUGGCUCUAACUGCUAUUGCUUUUCCAAAUGGAGUACAGAUUGUUGCUUCAGAGUCGACACCAAAGUUCACGGCGAUGUUCGCUUUUGGCGACUCGUUGACCGACCCUGGGAAUAACAAUUACUUGAAUUCGUUAGCAAAGGCGAAUUACGUGCCUUACGGGGUCGAUUUCGACGAAGGGCCUUCCGGUAGAUUUUGCAAUGGAAAAACUGCUAUAGACUAUAUUGGGGAAUUGUUGGGAUAUCCUGCUCUGUUGGCCUACACAAGUCCUUUAGCGACCGGCAAAAAUGUACUCAGGGGAGUGAACUAUGCUUCGGCUGCAGGAGGGAUUCUUGAAGAAACGGGACGAAGCCUUGGUGAAAGAUUCAGCUUGUCUGAACAAGUUGAGAACUUUGAGAGCACUUUGAAGCAAUUGAGGAACCAAAUGACAGAUGAGGAAUUGGUCACUCAUUUGUCCAAAUCAUUAGUUGUAAUGUCCUUAGGCAGCAAUGACUACAUAAAUAACUACCUUCAGCCUUCUUUCUAUAGCACCAGUUACAUCUACACCCCUAAAGACUAUGCCGAUCUCCUCAUAAAUCGCUACACGAGACAAAUUCUGGCACUUCAUAGCUUGGGCCUGCGAAAAUUUUUUCUAGGAGGUAUCGGGCCACUCGGCUGCAUCCCCAACCAACUAGCCGCCAAUCUUCCGCCACCGGGAAAGUGUGUGGACUCCACCAAUAAUAUGGUCGAGAUGUUCAAUAACCGGCUCGUUUCUCUCGUGGAUCAACUAAAUAGCAAGCAUAACAAUGGCUCUGUUUUCACUUAUGGCAAUACAUUUGGAGCAUUUGUUGACAUACUUAACAAUCCUAAGAUUUACGGGUUUAGUGUGAUAGAUAGAGGUUGUUGUGGAAUAGGAAGAAACAGAGGACAAAUAACAUGCCUCCCGUUUUCGCUGCCAUGCCCGAACAGAAAUCAGUACGUAUUCUGGGACGCUUUUCACCCGACCGAAGCAGCCAAUCAGAUCCUAGCACGACGAGCUUAUUCGGGCUCCACCUCAGAUUGUUAUCCUGUUAACAUUCAACAGAUGGCUCUAAUGUGA